AUGAUUAGUGGGACCGCCUGGUUCGACAAGCCCAAAACAAGAAAACAUUCUUACAACUCCCCCUUGUCGGACUCCACAACUUCCGAGAUUGCCGCCAUAACGUUACGCGCCCACGCGGCUUGGAAAGAGACCAGGCACUCAGGAAUCGAAGAAACUACAGCUGACGAAGGAGAACAUUUCACCUUCACUCCGUACAACCAACCAGUUGGCACGUCGUCCUAUCUUAAUAUUCGUCUUGAAAAUGCUGCGAACUCAUCGCAAUAUAUCACAGGGCGCAUUGGCAGUGAUUCGGACACGGUAGCACUCGAAGAUUCACUUAUAAUGACAAAUAUGACGAAAUGCAUUAAGCGGGUGGUUUGCAUGAUACCCAACGGCAGAUCCAUUCGUCACAUUGCGCACUUUGCCCAAUCAGCAUUCCCUUGCUGGUCAGCUCUCCAGCGUUUUCCUGAAAACAUGAGAUACAUCAAAUCGUUUGCUAAACUUGGUAAAAAGCCUCAAAGGUGGAUUGUUGAAUUGAUGGAAUACUUCAAGACAGCGGGAAUCACAAUAGUUUCAGGGAAUUCAAAUGAUGUCUCUGGGAGAGAUGAAUGUGACUGGGACCUGAAGUUCCAAGGCAAUAAUGCUAGUGGCUGGACUGAAAUGCCUACCUUAAAAUAUGACGCAAAAGGAGUAUCUUUGUUGUUGAAUCACAAUGAUUACAAGUGGAGAAAGGAUCCUGUAAACUACUUUUCAAAGCCAUCAGACAUGGCGGUAUUGCAACGCGUCGUCCUAUGUUCCAACUACACUUCUGGCGUGUCUAAACAACCAAAGAUUCAUGUCCUAAUUCUCAACCGUGAGGGAUCUCGCAGCCUCUCAAAUGGAGAGGCCAUUGUAUCAACUCUCCAAGAUUCUGUACUUGGUGAUUUCAUUGAAGUUAACUAUGUACAAGAUAUGGAGGGAUCAUUGCAUCAUCAAGCCUUGACCAUGCACUCAGCAGAUAUUAUUAUCGCUCCUCAUGGGGCCCAACUUACUAACCUUGCCUUCAUCAAGCCUUGCACUGUUGUGGCAGAGAUCUUUCCAAGGGGUUAUUAUCUUCAAUUCUUCCAGUCGUAUGUCGUUGCUGCCGGUGGUAUUGCAUUCGAGGGCUACGAAGAUGGCAGGAGCCCUUAUUUUGAUCUAUUUGGGUUAGAAAGUGAAAAUGAUCGUAGAGCAAGAAGAAGUGCGCCAAUUCCUAUGUCAGCGGCUUCGGUAGUCCGUGCCCUGCCAGAAUUUAUACUCAAGUUCAACACAUAUACAAAUCCCAUUACCUACCAUACAGUCAACGCUAUUCAAGAGCAGGCUCUUCAGGAGCAUGCUUGUUACGCUUUCUUCAUUGCUAUGACUUCUAGAGGACACAGUGACGCUCAUGGAUCUAGAGGCAACUUUGCUCGGAUCUAUCUUUACUUCAACGAUCUGAAGAACCCUGAAUCGGGCUUCUUGGACUUGCCCGAGUUUCCAGCUCCUUGUGAUAACAAGGAUGCACCAAACAUGCUGGACAAUAUUUACCAGUUUCUUGGCACAGUUCGCGGAAAAGGGGGAACGGUUACAUUGUUCGCAAAGACCAUGAUCCCGCUUUAA
This is a messenger RNA of Cylindrotheca closterium, 1596 nucleotides long. Lineage: Eukaryota; Bacillariophyta; Bacillariophyceae; Bacillariales; Bacillariaceae. The record is from the annotation of a GenBank genome assembly.